AUGGUGGGCGGGCUCCGAGCCCAGCUCCACUGGCCCCGGCCGCAGGGCUCGCCCCUCCGCCCUCAAACGACCCUCUCCGCUGCCAUGAGAUGCCGACAGCCUGUGCGCUGGCCGCCACCGCCCGCUCCAUCAGGUGCUGGAAUCUGAGUAAAAGCCUGGGCGCGAGCUCCCAGCCCCGGGGCCUGCCACGGGCUCCACGAAGCGGGCAGCUCCAGCGGCCGCCGGGAGAAGGAAGGGCGACCGGGGGAGACGGGUCGCAGGGACAGCACGUGGCGGAAAGUUAGCCCCGGACUAGCACGCUCCACCCGGAGAAGCCGGCCUGGAAGGGUCUGCGGACCACCAGGCGGAGCGGUGGGCGACCGAAGUGCGGCUGGACUGGCCUCCUCGUCUCCGCACUGGAAGAAUUGCCCUUCCGCAAGUCUUCCCUUCCCACAUGGGGGCCCUCCAGGCCGCACCUCGGUCGCCCACCGCUUCCCUUGAGAAGGGAGACUAAAGACAGGCAUCUGGAAGCUGUCACUGUGGCGCGCGGGCAGACAGGGGAUCCCAUUGGAGAGGAAGAACCGUAGUAGUCGCUGCUGCCUUCGGCCGACCCAACGGCCGCCUGCUUGGGAGGAAGAAAAAGAACGCCCCAGCUGAAGAAUUAAGGCAGCCAUUGGUGGCUCUAGGGAAUAAAUUCCUGGAAAUGGAACUGGUGGAUGUCACAGGAAUUUGAGACAAAUCUUCAUUUUUUGGCUCCUUCCCCGGUUAUAAGAUGAGCAGUACAAUAGCGGAUGGACUGGAGUUGGAAAAGACUAAAGCAGCAAGUUUGAUAAGGAGGCUACGGCAAUAGUCCAGGUGAAAGAUGCAAGAGCCCAAAAUGCGGCAGUGGCCAAGGGAAUGGAUCUGAGAUAAAGUUCAGAAGAUAGAGUUGGCAGGGCAGGUGAGGAGAAGAGAAGAAGCCCACAUGAAGAUGGAGCAAGAGAUUGGAGUGAUGUGGCCACAAGCCAAGGAAGCUGAGGAAUGAAGACAGCUAUCAGAAGCUGGAAGAGGAAACGGAUUCUCUCUUGGGGCCUCCAGAAGGAGAACAGCCCUGCCAGCACUUCCAUUUCCAAUGUCUGGACUCUAGAACUGUGAGAAAAUAAAUUCCCAUUAUUUUAAGGAACACAGUUUGUGAUACUGCAUUACAGCAGCUCCAUGAAACAAAUACAUUUUGUUAUUCCAAGUCCUCUUCACAACAAAUUCUUUGCUAGUGGUGAACCAAACACAGUCCCACCAUCAUGAGCCCCUGUUCUGGAUGAGGGGGCAACACAGUUCAGACACUGGUCAUCUCUAUUUAAUGUCUAAUGGGCAUCUCAAACCUAACUUUCUCCCAGUGGAAAUGCCUGGAGGUACGUGGAGAUGGAAAGCUGACCUAGCCAAGGAGUUCAGCAAAGAUCCCUGGGAGGAGGUGACAUCUGGACAUCUGCACAGAAUAAUGAGGCUGGGCUAAGGCAGUGACUGAGGGAUGCACUCUUUUUUGGUUUUGCUUUUCUUUUCUUUUGUGUAGGAAGGAAAGAAUAGCCAGGAGAGAUAGGGGAGAAAGAGGAUAAAGAUAGACAGGAAAGAGGUAACACAAGAAGUCAGGACCUGCGCUUGAGGGGCAGAAGUCAAGUCGGGCUAAGGUGAGAAGGCAGAACAGGGUUCAGGGUCUUUGAAGUGAAACAAGUACAGAGCUGGAACUAAGUGAUGCUGACUCCAGACUAAAACCCUCUGGGUUUGAAUCCUGCCUCUGCCACUUAUUUAUUCAUUACAAAAUAGUGAGAAAUUACAUUAUCUGGAUCUUGGUCUCCUCAACUAUAAAAUAAAAAUAAUAAUAGCUCCUAUCUCAUAGGAUGCUAUUAGGAGUACUAAGUAUAUUAACACCUGUAAAGCACUUGGCUCAGUGUCUGGCACUGCAUAUGCAAUAAAUGUCAUUAUUACUAUUAACAUUAUUAGAGAAGCAGCAAAUUUAAAAUCAGAAUGUGAGCACUGGAAAGGACUUCAGAAUCAACUAAUCUAAUUCCCCCAUUGUACAAAUGAACAGACUGAGGCCCAGAGAGGUUUGAAAUUGGCCAAAUUUAAGGAGAUACGAACAGAGCCGAGAUGACACAAAUUGCUUGAAAGUCUGUGCUUUUUCUAGGUGAACUAUACAUAUAUAUUUGGGAAUCAUAAGAAUAUAAGCAGCGAUUGAAUCUGAGGAAAUAGAGUUACUCAGGAAGAAAACAAGAAUUAGUACAGAAUGCUGAAAGAAGAAUGAAAAUAGAUUUGAAGUCAACUUGAUUCAAAUAUCCCAAUGUAAUGGUAUUAGGAAGUGGUGUCUUUUUGAGGUAAUUGGGUCAUGAGGGUGGAGUCCUCAUGAGUGGGAUUAGGGCCCUUAUAAGGGGCUGAAGAGACCAGAGUUUUCCCUUCCACCAACUGAAGACUCAUAUAGAAGGUACUAUUUAUGAGCCAGCGGGGUAGGUCCUUAGCAGACACCAAAUCUGCUGCAACCUUGAUCUUGGACUUCCCUGUCUCCAGAAAUGUGAGAAACAAAUUUCUAUUGUUUAAAAGACACCCAGUUUAUAGUAUUUUGUUAUAGCAGCCUGAAUGGGCUAAGACACCAUUAAACUUUGAAACUUGGUUUUUCCACAUGUAAAAUCAGGACACACAUAGAAAAACUGCUGAUGCCUUUAAAAAAUUUUAAACCCAUAUGUUCUAAAGUUGGUAACAGACGAAGACUUUCCACAAGAGGGAGGAAAGUCUUUUACUCCAGACCUUAAAAUUAACCUUAUUCUUGGGGUAUAAGGUUACUCAACACUAAUGUCUGCUGGAGCCACAAUCAGCAAACUGGCUUUAGGGGUACAAAGCAUGGAUUUUACAGUUUCUCUCAUUGCCAUAGUAUGGUUGAGACAGCUUAUAAUAUUUAUGCAAGAUACUACUAAAGAUGGACCCCUCAUGUUGGAGCUGGACAUAGGACUUUUUUCUUCUUUUUCUAGAUUUCUUCCAUAGAUACAUUCAUCUAAUCCCAUAGCUUUAAAAUACCAGCUCAAGGCCAAAGACUCAAAUUUAUACCUCUAGCUCUGACCUACUCCUAAGCUCCAGACUUAUAUGUCCAAUUGCUUGCUCUAGAUUAUUACUUAGAUAUCUAAUGGUCAUUCAAAUAUAACAUUUCCAAAAUGGGAUGCUUGACUUCCUGCUCCCAAACCAGUUCUUCCUGCAAUAUUCUCAAUCUUGGUAAACUUAUAUCCAAUUGAUAUAGUUUGGAUAUCUGUACCCGCCCAAAUCUCAGGUUGAAUUGUAAUCCCCAGUGCUGGAGGUGGGGGCCGGUGGGAGGUGAUUGGAUCACGGGAUGGAUCUUUCAUGGCUUGGUGCUGUCUUCGUGAUAGUGAGUAAGUUCUCGCGAGAUCUGGUCAUUUAAAGGUUGUGUGGACCCCCCUCACCCUCCCUCUCUCUUGCUCCUGCUUUUGCCACUUGAGGUGCCUGCUCCCCUUUAGCCUUCCACCAUGAUAGGAAGCUUCCUGGGGCCUCCCUAGAAGCCAAGCAGAUGCCAGCACCAUGCUUCCUGUAAAGCCUACAGAACUGUGAGCCAAUUAAACUUCUUUUUCUUAUAAAUUAUCCAGUUUCAGGUAUUUCUUUAUAGCAAUGUAAGAACAGCCUAAGAAAUCAAUCCAUCAGCAAACUCUCUUAGUUCUACCUCUGGAACAUUUUGCGAAUCUCAAUCCUUCUCCACAUCUGAUGCCUUAAUAUUCCAAGCCACUGCCAUCUCUUACCUCCCCUUCUGUGGUAGUUUCUCAGCUGGAUUUUCUGUUCCUACUUUAAUAUCCCCUACAAUCUACUCUCCACACAGCAGCCAGAUGGUCUGUUUACUAUAUAAAUUAUGUGUCACUCUCUUGGUUAUAAACUUCUAAUGGUUUCCCAUCACACUUAGAUUGAAACUCUAACCCCGUUAGGCCCUGCAAGACCCAGAUCCUGCUUACUGUCUGACCUCACCCCACACUUCCCUUGCUCAUCAUGCUCCAGAUUCGAGGCUGGAUUGCUUUCUGUUCCUCAAACACACCAAGCUCCUUUCUUUUUCUAUCUGUCUAUCUAUCUAUCUAUCUAUCUAUCUAUCUAUCUAUCUAUCUACCUAAUCUAUCUAUCUUUAUCACAAGAAUCAGAGGUGAAACCAUGCUCAUUUCUGAUGUAACCUCAGCAGUUCCCUCUGUCUGGAAGGCUCAUUCCAUCCUGUUCCCUCCUCCCCAUCUUCACUUGGCUGCAUUCUUCUCAUCAUUGUGGUCUCUGCUUAUUUUUAUGUUCUAACAAAGGCCUUCCCUGCCUGUCCUUGCUAGAAUAGCUCUCUAGUCAGCCUCUAUCAUAUCAGCUGGCUUUUGCAUCUGAGCAUUUAUUGCUACUGAUAUUUCCUUGUUUAUUUUCUGUCUAUUGUCUGUUUCUUUCUUACUAGAAUGUAAUUUCUGAGAGCAGUGAUUUUAUCUGUUUGGUUUACCACUGUGUUCCCAGCCUCAGAAAAGUGCAUAUACCUGGUGGGCCCUCAAUUAAUAUUUGAUGAAUAAAUAAAUAAAGGUUCAAAUAGGAGAAGGGAAGUAAAUGCAGGAAGCAUCAUAUCAUUAGAUUGGCACAUAAAUUAGAAUCCCCAACUUCAGCUUGUAGUUCAGCAUGAAAAUGCAUUUCCCUUGCUAGUCAGAAUGUCUAGACUUGUGGAAAUCCAAACCUGAACAAAGGACAGUGAGGACAGAGGGUUGGCAAGCCCCCUGGUUUUCUCUCCUGCAUUUCUACAUUCUACCUUUGCUACGGUUUCACCUGGUGUGUUAGUCCAUUUUGCGUUGUUAUAAAGGAAUACCUGAGACUGGGUAAUUUAUAAAGAAAAGAGGUUUAUUAGGCUCAUGGUUCUGCAGGCUGUACAAGACACAUGGUGCCAGCAUCUGCUCAGCUUCUGGUGAGGCCUCAGGAGCCUUUACUCAUGGCAGAAGGCAAAGGGAGCCAGUGUGUCACACUGGUGAGAAAGGAAGCAAGAGAGAGGGAAGGUGAUGCCAGGCUCUUUUUAACAGUCAGUUCUGGUGUGAACCAAUAAGCAAGAACUUUCUCAUUACCAUGAGAAAGGCAGCAAGCCAUUCAUUACGAAUCUACCCCUAUGACACACACACCUCCCAGAGGCCCCACCUCCAACACUGGGGAUCGAAUUUCAACGUUAGACUUCGAGCGGACAAACAUCCAAACUAUAUCAACUGGGGAUCUACCCACUGACCCGGAUGAUCAACAUUGGGCAGUUCCACCUUCCUGAGUGGUGAUAUCACUCCACAUCCACAGUAGAGGUUUGGACGGAAGGCAAAGAAUAAGCUCAUCAGAACAUCCUACAAGAAAUACAGACUUAUUAAUAGCAAGGAGAGCUGCUUUCUGCAAGAUAAUUGAGUUAGUUUGUUCAGGCUGUUUUAACAUGAUACCAUAGACUUGGUGGCUUAAACAACAAACAUUUAUCCCUCAUAGUUCUGGAGGCUGAGAAGUACAAAAUCAAGAUGUUGGCAGAUUUGGUGUCUAGGGAAGGCCCACUUCUUGGCUCAUAGACAGCUGUCUUGUCACUGUGCCUUCACAUGGCAGAAAGGGGUGGGGGAACUCUGUGGGUUCUCUUUUAUAAGGGUACAAAGCCUAUUCAUAAGGGCUCCACCUUCAUAAGCUAAUUACUUCCCAAAGGCCCCAUCCCCUGAUACCAUCACAUUGGGGGUUAGGAUGUACAACAUGUGAAUUUAGAGGAUCACAAACAUUUCAUCCAUAACAGUAAUGAUCUCUGUUCUACACACUUCCCAUACUUGUUCUGAUGAUCUGAUAAAGAAGUGUGGUCUGGAACAUGACCCACAUGUGUAAAUCACUACGUUAUUACACUAUUUGCUCCUCAUCACUAUGUGUUGAUGAGAAGCAGAGCAAAUACUCCUGGCAGAAUGCCAUCAGUGUUCCUCAUACCACAGUACUAAGGACUUAGACAAUUUUUGUUGUCCUCUCCAUCCUAGAUAACUCUGUAUCCCUGUUUAAGACUCAUUCAACACCUGGUCUCACCAUUCUAUGGUAUCAUCAUCUUUAAUAUGCCUCUCCCCUCCACCAUGCUUCAUUCAUGUGGUCACACUCUGAACCUUGUCAUCACUCCCAAACUAUUCCACUUUGGAAACCUCAAGCCUCAAGACCUGGGAAUAACUGAUGUUCUGCUCACAAUGUCCUAACCCUCUAGCUCUCAUAUUCACUUACUCCCCUUGUGCCUGCUUUUCAACCCCACCAAGACUUCCUCAAACCUUUUCUCCCUAUCUCUUAGGCCCCUUCUGAGCAGACUUCCUUCACUAUUCAUCCAUACCACUUCCUUCUUCCAAAAUCUUAAUUUUCAUGCCCCCACCUGCCAACCCUGAACCCUGGAACAGUCUAGCGCCUGCCUUUCCUGUUUCUAAACACCCGGGGUACUGUGCCCUCAUGGAGAAAAUAACAGAGUGGUUUGAUCUGGUAACACCAUAAACUUUCAAAAUAAGUUGGUUCCUUUGGCCAAAUGGCAAUCCUAUAUGCUUCUCCCAAUUGCCCUAACUGAUACAUGAACUUUAUUCAUGCUUCUUUCUCUCUCGUACAUAUUCAUACUCAGUGAAUGGCAUCCUUUUCUAUACCAUGAGGAAAAUGGAGAUCUUCAUGCAUAAAACCUCUCAGCUUUCUGCUCCCCAUGUGCAAAUAAAGUGAAUGUAUAUCUACAGCUAUGGCCAAGAUGAACUGCUGUUAACCAGAAUCUAUUCCUCCCUUCCUCCUGGACACACAGCUCCGCUACAUUUCUCACCCUCCCUUGCAGUUAGGUGUAUCAUGUGAUGAAAUUUUUUGCCACUGGAAUUUGAGCAUUAGUAUUGUCUACCACUUCCAUGCCUGGUCUAUAAAAAUGUCUCACGUGCACAUCACCGUGAUCUUUCCCCUUCUGGCAAGCUGUUUGAUGAUAUGAAAACCAUGUGUUAAAGAUGGCAGAGCUGCCAUCAGCUUUGUUCCUUAAAUAACUGCAUGGGAAGUAGCUGCCUGCCUGUCUUUAAAAACUGCCCUAAAAAUGAUGUAAGUGAGAAAUAAACUUUAUUUUUGAGUCAUUACGAGUUAAGGUUUAUUUUUAUAGCAGGUUAGCCUAUGCUAAUGAAUACAAUAGCCAUUUUUCCUCUCUCAAUUCUUAAUGGAAAAAAUGGCUCUCCUCUCUCCUGUCCCAGGGAAUCCCUCUACCUGAACUCUGGACUCCAACCCCACCCCAAGCCCUGUUUCAUCAAUUAUUUACUCUCUCCUCUAGGUCUCAACUUAUCCUCUCCUGGCUCUUUUCCCUCAGCACACAGACAUGCUCAUACCUCUUCUAACAACUAUACAAAACAAAUCUUACAUUACAUGAUCUGAUAUUCUCCUUGUCUAGAAUUCUCUUUUCUCCUUCCUUUCAUGCUCAAGGCUUUUUUCAUCCCACUCUCUACCCCACUCACUCUAUGACCUGGUCUCUGUCCCUACCACUGUUGUGAAACUGCUCCAGAUUGGGCCCCAGUGACCUAACAGGCUAUGGUCAUAUUUCACGUCUUAUCUAACUUGGCAUCUUGGCAUAGAAAGCUGUUCCUCCUCCUUCCUUGGUGCUCCUCUUCCCCUCCAGCUGCUCCUUCUAAGUCUCCUUGACAGGUUUCUUUUCCUCUCUCUUUGGUAAAUGUGGAUUCACCCUCUACCCUCAUUUCUUCCCACUGCCUAUAUAUCUCUUUCUAAACAAUUUUGUUAUUGCCUGUGGUUUAAAUGACCAUUAUUUAUAGAUGCUAAUGCCACACAUCCUUGAGCCUCGAACCUAUAUUACCAACUGCCUCCUAGAUAUUUCUAUCUUUAUGGCCCAUAGGCACCUCAAACUUAAUAUGUCCAAGCUGAAUUGAUCAUCUUUCCCAUUUCCAACAACGACUGCUUUUAUAUUUUCUACUGAGGCGGAUGGUAACAAUUGUCCAUGGGUAACAGUCAUCCACUAACCCUCUGAGCUGACUUCCUUCACUAUCCAUUCAUACCACUACACUUUUCCACAAGCUUAAUUUGUAUGCCCUAACCUGCCAACCCUCAACCUGGAACAGUUCAGUGCCUGCCUUCCCUGUUUCUAACCCCCCAGGGUAUACUGUUCCCUAACGGAGAAAAACACACAGUGGUUGGUCGGGUGGCACUAUAUCCAGGCACUCAAGCUAGACACAUGGGAGUAAGCCAACCUGGUCUCUCAUCCUCAGACUACUCUGGCUCCAAAUCCUAUUACAUGUAUCUACUGAACACUUCUCCAAUACAUCUGUUCAUCUCCCUUUCUUGGCCACUGCUGAGCUCAGACCUUUUUCAUCACUUUCUUAGAUCAUCUCAGUAACUUCUGGACUAUUCUUCCUGUGGGCAGCCUCACCUUCCUCCUACAGCCUAAAGACUUGAUAUUGUCUCUUUCUUUGUUGAUAUUCAUUUAUGGGAUUUUUUUUCUUUAGUGUCUUUUUCAAACUAAAAAGUAAUAUAUUCUCAUUAUAAAAUAGUUUAUAAGGCUAUUUAAAAAAAUUAAAGCCACCCCGUAUCCAGUCCUUAAAUUUUACCCCCAAAUACAUAUACACAUAGUUUUUUUCUAAAAAUAGGAUCUUAUUACACAUGCCAUAUUUCUCUAUGCCGUAUUCUAUUUUAGGAGGAACUUUUUUCAUAUUUUAACAUCUCUAAAAUCACAAUGUGUCAUACAAUCAAUGGUUCUUAGGUUUGGUUACAUACAACAUUGUUCUACAAUGUACUCUUUUUACUUAUUAAUAUUGGUCAUGAUUCCAAACCAACACUUACUUCCAGAAGAUCUUUCUAAAGUACAAAUCUGGUCAGGUUGCUACCCUUGGGAAAAUUCUUCCAAGCCGCCCCUGCCCCCAAAGCCCUUCAUCUUCUGAUUCCCAUCUACUUUUUGCCUUUCCAGCACAUCCACACACAUCGUCUUCCUUAAAGCCAAACAGGCCAAGCAGAUCUAUUGGCAGUUCAUUCCCCAAAUAGCGAUGCUAAGCCAGAUCUUUGCCUUCGCACCAAUGUUUUUUCUGCCUUAAAGCCUAUUCUCACCUUUUUACUCAAAGUUAGCUCUUUUCUUUUCUUUCUUUCUUUUUUUUUUUUUUUUUUUUUUUUUUUUUUUUUUUUGAGACGGAGUUUCGCUCUGUCGCCCAGGCUGGAGUGCACUGGCGCGAUCUCGGCUCACUGCAAGCUCCGCCUCCCGGGUUCACGCCAUUCUCCUGCCUCAGCCUCCCGAGUAGCUGGGACUACAGGCGCACGCCACCACGCCCGGCUAAUUUUUUUGUAUUUUUAGUAGAGAUGGGGUUUCACCAUGUUAGCCAGAAUGGUCUCGAUCUCCUGACCUCGUGAUCCGCCCGCCUCAGCCUCCCAAAGUGCUGGGAUUACAGCCCGUGAGACACCGCACCCAGCCCCAAAGAUAGCUCUUACUGGAAAAUUGUCCUGAUCCCCCAAGCUGAGCCUGAGUUCUUCCUUUAUGCACCUCCCCUCAACUUCACCAGUAUGUGGUGCAUGUCUCUGUUAAAUCACUUAGCACUCAGGUUCAUGCCAUUUCUCUUGUUGCUCCUUACUAAAUAGAGAGAAAUAGUGAGUUCUCAAGUACACUUUCUUCUUUAUACCCAUUUCCAACAGUGUCAGGGUAAUGUAGGAGCUUCAUAAAUAUUUUUGGAAAUAAUGAACUGUAUAUGUGGGAGGCAGGAAAAUGCUCCCUGAGAUAAUGUAAAGAGCUUUCUAAUUAACCACCUCUUUAUCCUGGGACAAGAGAGAGAGAGAGGAGAAGGUCUGGACACCAAAGUACCUGGGAAUCCAGAAAUCUAAAGCAAUCAGAUUUUUUUUUUCUUCUUGUUGGCUCCAAUCCUAUUAAUUCCACCCUCAACUAAAAAUGAUCUGAUUUCAACAAACAGAUGCUUUAUAAUCUCCCCUCACCUGGCCCUCCACUUUCUUUCACUCUAGUCUUUUUAUUUCCUUUGAGUCGAAACCUCAGUCCAUAUUAUGGCUCUCUUUUGCAGUCAGCCCCUUAUUUUGUAAGCAGAUGUUUUAAAAAGUAGCAAAGAGGGAUUCUUUCCACUUGCCAUUCUAAAAUGCCCACUUGAGUCUUUCAUUUGGUGUUCCUCCUGCCUUAGGUAUGGACUCACCUUACUCAGUCCCAACAAGACUCUAUACCAGCGAAUAAAUUCAAAAGAAAGCUGAAAUUUAAUACAAAACUUUAAUUUUAAAAACUAUCCUAAAGGCUUGAUGUUAUGUAGAGACAUCAGUGAAAACCACUAUCCCUCUCUCAACCCAGUAUUGGGUUUGGAUCCUAGAAAAUGCCAAAAAUAGACAAAAAUGUUUCCAGUUCUUUUUUUCUGACCUAGAUAAUGUAAAACCAAAGAUUCAUUCCUGGAAAAGUGCUAGGGUAUUUUUGGGGAUUUAAAAUCAAGCUCAGUUAGUGUGGUCUAUAGGGCAGUCACUAAGAUUGGUCCAAGCUAAAACAUGUCUUUGUCAACAAUUGUAGGGCCAACACACAUACUUUCAAUACUCUUUCUUGGCGAGAAGUAUAGGAACUAUGAAUAAUCAGAAAUAGAAGAGCAAAAGGAAAAGUGAAAAGAUGAGAAGAGUCCAUGAGAAAAGAGAGGCAAAUUACAGGGAAGGAGAAAAUCGAGGUUUUUGAAUGGGAAAUACAGUGGACAUGAGAGGAUCUGAGAAACAGACAUAUUUCCUGUCAGUAGAGGCCGAAGGUAAACAAGGAUGUCGUGUAACAGAAAGAAAUGGGAAGGCCAAGUUAAAGAAAAGAAUGAGAGAAGGCUUGGAACUAAAACAGGUAAAGAGAUAAUGACAGUGAAAACUAUCUCAGGCAUGUCAACAGGACUGAUAAGGAACAGUGAGGGACAUCCAGGAUCUCACAUCAAAGACAGAAGGGUCAACAUGUGGAGAGAGAAAAAGGAAGAGGGAUCCCAGCUGUUAGGGGGAAAAGGUGCUGUUAAAGACAGCUCUAGUCUGCAUUUUGAACCUUACAUUCUGAAAGGAAGCACUUCACCAAGCCAAUACAAAACACUGUACAAAUCUCUGCUGUUCACAAAUUUUAGAGUAAAUAAAAGCAAACUAAUGCUACGCAUCAAAUGCCUUAACUGGCGAGACAUAAUUCCUAGUUCAUUUUAGCCGCCGGGGGCAAGAAGCUAUCAAAGUGAUUUUUUUUUCCAGCACCUUAAUGUGAGACAAGUAUGAAGGAAAGACAAAUAUGAAGGAAAAAGGCCCAAACCAAUAUUGCCCAGUAGUAAUUUUCAGAGUGAUUUCUCUUUUCGGUAUAGACUUGGAUGUAUUUGGACCCCUUGGAGGGGGCGCCGGAGAAGCGGCCCAGAAAGUUUUUCUAUAUUAAGAAAAAUUUAGUUUGGAUGCAAAGUGAGUUUUGCGGACCUCAAUACAGCCUCAAGAAAUCUGAAGUACUCCUCUACAGCGUUAAUAAAGAAAGAUAACUCAGAUUGCCUGUUAACUUGCAGCUUCUCCUCCUCCCCCAUCGGCUUCAGCCUGAACUCAUCAAAGCACCGGAGGACAGGAACGGACCUUCUAUCGCUUUUGUUUCCUGCGUGGCGGAGACUUAGAGGAACGGCCGGUCGCCUACCUGCCUUCCACUUCCCCGGCCGCAGGGCCGUUCGCUGCCGGCUCGGUUCGCCGCCAACCUCACCUACCGGCUGGCUCUCCGGCCUGACUCUUCUGGGAUGGGUGGCAGGGGGUAGGGGAGACCUCAGGGGGCGGAGGGACACGAGGAGGCGGGCCUGACCCUUCCCCCAGAGCCAGGGAGGAGGUGCCGCCAGGGCGCAGGUGAAACCGACUCGGCCCUAUCCCGGGAACUUUCGCUGUGAGGACUCGUUGCGAGAGGCUAGAGUCGCGCAGGGGCGGCCUCGGAGCCGCCCUCUCUCACGCAGACUGCCGCGGGGACUCAGCCUUGGGGCCACCCGCAGGGGACCCACGGCCCUCCUGGCGCGCUCACGGGCUGCGGGCAGCGCUGGCCUCCGCGGCUGAUGGGGGCGGCUAGUGCCGCCCCGGGCGCAGGUGACACUCGCCCCGCCAGGGUUUCCUCUGGCUGGGGAGAGCCCCGGGAGGGCGAGACUCAGACACCUCGGGGGCGGAGGACAAAGCAGCGAUGGCCCGAGAGCUAAGCCAGGAGGCACUACUGGACUUUCUGUGCCAGGCUGGGGGCCGCGUGACCAACGCUGCCUUGCUGAGCCACUUCAAGAGCUUUCUCCGAGACCCCGACGCGUCCCCCAGCCAGCACCAGCACCGCCGCGAGCUCUUCAAGGGCUUCGUCAACUCGGUCGCCGCAGUGCGCCAGGACCCCGACGGCACCAAGUACGUGGUGCUCAAGAGGAGGUACAGGGACCUUUUGGGGGAGGAGGGGCUGCAGCGACCCCGCGAGCCGCCCGCGGCCGCCCCCAGUGCAGGGGGAGCUGCGCCCUGCUCCCCGGGAGGCGCGCGCCGGGGGGAGCCGCCCCAGCAGCAGCCCAGGCGGCGGCGGCGCGAGAAGGAGCCGGAGGAGGAGCCAGCAGGUGCAGCAGCCAGAGCCGCCGACGCAGCUUGCAAUGGACUCCCGGCCAGCGGCUCCCGUAGGGCGCCCGGGAAGGGCGGCGGAUCGAAGGGCAGUCCCGGACAGAGGCCGCCGGUGCCCGCAGCUGCAGCGGCAGGGGCCCAGGCGAGAGCGAGGUGCGCGGCGGCGAAGACGCAGGGCCGCUGCUGCUGGGAAUGCCUCCAGAACAACCUGGCUGUACUGCCGGGAGAGCUCGGCGCACUCCCGCACUCGGCCACCGCGGAGGAGAAGCCGGCACGGGCUCUGCCUGCCCAGGAUGACCGCGGGGCUUCCAGCGAGCGGGAAGAAGGCGCGCUAGCUGAGCCGGCGCCUGUGCCUGCAGUGGCUCACUCGCCUCCCGCCACCGUCGAGGCUGCGACGAGCAGGGCUUCCCUGCCUGCUCUCCUGCCCGGCCCCGCUCCCCGCGGAGACCGGCCGGAGCUGCUGACCCCCAGCUCCCUGCAUUAUUCGACCCUGCAGCAGCAGCAGCAGCGCACUCGAGAGUGGGUGGCCAGGCACCCGCAGGUGCCCGAGGCCCGUGAUCAGGGCCCUAUCCGCGCCUGGUCGGUGCUGCCAGACAACUUCCUCCAGCUGCCCUUGGAACCCGGCUCCACGGAGCCUAAUUCAGAGCCUCCAGACCCCCGUCUUUCCUCGCACUCUCUCUUUCCUGUUGUUCCGGAUGAGUCCUGGGAAUCCUGGGAGGGGAACCCUUCAUUGACUGUCUUUCGCAGCAUUCGUUGUCAGCUGUCCCUCCAAGAUCUGGAUGACUUUGUGGACCAGGAGAGUGAUGGCAGUGAGGAGAGCAGCAGUGGGCCCAAAGACUCCCCGGGGGCUUCUGAAGAGGGGCUGCAGGUUGUCUUGGGAACCCCAGAUAGGGGGAAGCUCAGGAAUCCAGCUGGGGGCCUUUCUGUAUCUCGGAAGGAGGGCAGCCCCAGCCGGAGCCCUCAGGGUCUCAGAAACAGAGGGGAUGGUCACAUCUCUCAGCACGUCCCUGCAGGGGCUAAUGGCCUUGCAGGCCACCCCCUGAAGCCUUUGCCUUGGCCAGUUCCUAAGUUAAGGAGGUCCCUCAGGAGGAGCUCUCUGGCAGGGAGAGCCAAAUUCUCCUCCUCUGAUGAGGAGUACCUUGAUGAGGGCUUGCUGAAAAGAAGUCGGCGCCCACCUCGAUCCAGGAAGCCCUCCAAGGCAGGAACAGCACCCAGCCCAAGGGUUGAUGCAGGUUUAUCACUAAAACUUGCAGAGGUUAAGGCUGUUGUGGCCGAGCGGGGUUGGCGACACAGCCUGUGGGUCCCCAGUGGGGAGGGGUCUGCAGCCUUGGCCCCCCACAGAACUUCUGAGCACAAAUCAUCCCUGGUUCCACUAGAUGCCAGGGAGCAUGAGUGGAUUGUGAAGCUUGCCAGUGGCUCCUGGAUUCAGGUGUGGACUUUGUUCUGGGAGGACCCUCAACUGGCCUUGCACAAAGACUUUUUGACUGGGUACACUGCCUUGCACUGGAUAGCCAAACAUGGUGACCUCAGGGCCCUUCAGGACUUGGUGUCUGGAGCAAAGAAGGCAGGGAUUGUCCUCGAUGUAAACGUGAGGUCCAGUUGUGGAUAUACCCCGCUGCACCUUGCAGCCAUUCACGGCCACCAGGGGGUCAUCAAAUUGCUAGUGCAAAGGUUGGCUUCUCGGGUAAAUGUCAGGGACAGCAGUGGGAAGAAGCCAUGGCAGUAUCUAACCAGUAAUACCUCUGGGGAAAUAUGGCAGCUGUUGGGAGCUCCUCGGGGCAAGCCCAUUUUCCCUGUCUAUCCCUUAGUUGGAAGUUCUUCCCCUACUAGAAAGGCCAAGAGCAAGGAAAUAUCUAGAAGUGUCACCCGAAAAACUUCCUUCGCUGCACUACUCAAAAGUCAGCACAACAAGUGGAAAUUGGCCAACCAGUAUGAGAAAUUCCACAGUCCAAGGGAAAGAGAAGAGUAUAGUGACUGAGGUGGGUCUCUCUGUCCAACAUGCAGGCAGCACUCCCUCACCCGGCUCAGUGAGAGAAUUCAGGGGGAAUAGAAAAGCUGCUGAGAGUUGGUAAAGAGGAUGGUCGAGUGAGAUGGUGUUGACCUCCCUGGAUCUUAUGUCACUACAUCCUGGACCUCAAGAGGGUCAUCCAAGCUUUUUGAAAGCUGAACUCCUUGACUGGAGAAACCUAGACAAGAGGCGGGGCCAGGUGCUUGAUAUCUAGGAGGCAUUCUUCCUCUUCCCUUGCCACCAUGGAGCUGGGCACAGUAAGCCAUAUUGUUUCCUGAAGCAGGAGUCCCAGGCCUUGGCUAGAGAGAGAACAGAUGUCUAACAAAAAGAGAAGCAAUUCGAGGAAUUGAUGAAGCACAUGCAAAAUCCUCUCUGGCUGGUAGCUCUCUGGCUUCUGUUCAUUUGAAGAAUAAAUCUUGGCUGACAGUGGGAAGCACCAGGUUUGAAAUCAGAUGGCUUUAUUUUUCUUUUUUUGGCAUUUAAAUCAGUGAAAUAAAAUUAUUACUGGAGAGCACAGUUCGAUUUAAGAGAUUCCUCAGCCCUGUUCUCAAGUCUUCUUUUGAAUUCCAUGCAUGGUGGUUAAAGGGUAAAAUGAUUAAUGCCUCCUUUGGGUCUUCUCACUGAUCAGAGAAGCAGCUGGGUAAGAUCCAGUUAUGACUUGGACUCCAUUCCUAAGAGGAAUGACUGUCAUUCAGGCCCUGCUUUUUUGUAUCAACCCGAAGGGAACUUUCCAAAUGUAAAAACCACGUGGCUCAUUUGCAUAGUGACUGAAACCAUCUUUCAUGGAAACUCCCUGUGUAACAAACAGAAUUAUCGUUACCAGUUUUCAGAGGUUUGAAUGGCCAACAUUUGUACUCAUAAAAAGAGAGAAAUGAUUUCACUCUGGGGAAACAGUAAGGGUUAAGAGAAUGCAUCCUUACCAGGACUAUCUAAGCUGCUAAAUAUAAUUUUAUUUGCACUAAACUUGUUGCCAAUUAAGAUUAAAUAUUAGCCUUUAAGUACUCUAUAUCUAACAUGAAGUGCUCCUUUUUAAUUGCUUUUGAAGGGACCGAUAACUUGUGAGUUCAUGGAGUGAGAGAAUGGCUAGUCUAUAAACGUCAGUAGAGCAUCAGGAUUUCAGAAUAAGUUCAAAGAGGGCUGAAAUACAUGUUCAAGUAGAAAUUGUUAAUUUUUUAUGGGAAUGUUUUCAUGAGAUGUGACAAUGAUGCUGUAUUUUAAGUCUUUUUGUGUUUCUUCUGGUUAUUUGCCCCCAUUAAAAGAUCAAUAGAUCUUUAUAAUUUA
This is a messenger RNA of Gorilla gorilla gorilla (western lowland gorilla), 15787 nucleotides long. It is a transcript of the gene SOWAHB, whose product is annotated as sosondowah ankyrin repeat domain family member B. The transcript is spliced from 4 exons. The record is from RefSeq and is a predicted model, not a curated record. NCBI's taxonomy places the organism in Eukaryota, Metazoa, Chordata, Mammalia, Primates, Hominidae. Bases 12095 to 14476 code for a protein of 793 amino acids. Gene Ontology annotation, molecular function: protein binding.